UCCAUCAGUCUCUCACUAUCUCACUCUCUCUCACUUUCUACUUUCCUCUCUCACUCUUCCCACAUCUCGUCACCAUGUCUGGGAUCCAGCAGGCCAUGUCUCUCCUCAUCGCCUCCUUCCACAAGUACUCUGGGAAGGAGGGGGACAAGCUGACCCUCAGCAAGGUUGAGCUGAAAGAGCUGCUCCAGGCUGAACUAGGGGAGAUGCUGGGGAAAGCCAGUGACAAGACAGCAGUGGACAGAAUCUUCAAGGACCUGGACUCUAACAAAGACAACACUGUUGACUUCAAGGAGUAUGUCACCCUCGUGUCCUGCCUCACAGUGAUGUGCAAUGACUUCUUCGUAAAGAAGUAGAGCACUUUCGCCACCUGGCGGCCGUCGUGCAAAACUGCAGGAGGAGACUUCCAUUUUCUCUCCACUAAACAGAGAUUUCACGGGGGAGGGAGAUACACUUGGAGGACAAUGACAUGCAAACACAGUGAAGCAGUGUAGAGUAGUAAUAUUACAGUAAUAGGUAAUAGUCAGGUUGAAUCUGUGAAUGUGUCCUUGUAAUGCAAAUCCAUUGAUCAACAAAUUAGAUCAAUAAACAAUUUAGAUGAGUAUGUUCAGCC
Molecule: messenger RNA, 610 nt
Organism: Salvelinus fontinalis (brook trout)
Lineage: Eukaryota; Metazoa; Chordata; Actinopteri; Salmoniformes; Salmonidae
Product: ictacalcin-like
Exons: 3
Coding region: 75-353 (92 amino acids)
Molecular function (GO): transition metal ion binding; calcium ion binding
Source: RefSeq, a predicted model, not a curated record